Molecule: messenger RNA, 1083 nt
Organism: Nematocida ausubeli
Lineage: Eukaryota; Fungi; Microsporidia
Exons: 1
Coding region: 1-1083 (360 amino acids)
Biological process (GO): DNA-templated transcription
Molecular function (GO): DNA binding
Source: RefSeq, a predicted model, not a curated record
AUGAAAGAUUUUAUUGCAGUCGUAGCCCCGUUCAAGAAGAAUUAUACGUUUAGGCUGGAGACAGAAGAAAACACGAGUAUUCUUAAGUCAGACUGCAGCAAAAGGGAAAUAACAGUCAUUGCAUCAGAAGAGACUGACAUACCAUGCAACUACGUCUUAGCAAGUACUGCAGAGACAGCACCAGAAACUGUUGAAAUAAAUGGGAAAACCAUGCAUAUAACUGAAGUGAAAUACUUCAAGGCAAAGACAUUCUUCCGAAAAGAUGAAAAAGAGAGUGGCUCUAAUGUGCGUGCUAAGACCAUAACUGAACUCUCACUGGAAUUUGGGAGUGCCGCAUUUGCGAGGUCAUUUAAGAAGAGAAAGCAAAUGAACGAAGUGACAAAAGAGACAGAAGACACAGGAAAUAGUCUCAUGCAAGAGAAACUAGCAUCAAAUGGGGCAGAUAUGUCACAGACACCAGUACCAAUGGAAUCUGAUCUAGAGCCAGUCUUCCCAAAGAAAAAUACAAGUGCAAAGAAGCCCAUUGAUAUAUACACACUAGAAGGCAUACUUGGGUUCAGUCCCUUUGCAGUAAUUGAAGAGUCCAUCCACCUUCUGAAGGAUAAUGAAAUAUCUGUUGGUACUUUGACUGAGUCAGUUCUGAAGAAAAGUCAGUUUAAAUAUGAAGAAGAAAAAGACCUUUCUGUCUGGGCACUCGUAUUCGACAGUAUAUCCAAGAUAUUGGAAGGUGUCAGAAAGAAGAAGCUAACUUAUUUGUACGAGAUGGAAGACCCAAUACAAGCUGUAAUGAUAAAAAAGAUAGUAAAGCACUUUAUAGGCCCAAUUCUAGCACACAAACCAAUUAUCUUAGAUAAAAAGACGCACAGUAGACUAGUUGUGCGCAUAAUUAUCAUGCUCCUUUUAAGGUCAAAUGGUGUGCUAAACAUACAGACGUACCCGCAAUGCUUCUUUAAAAUGGGAAUUGAUGCCAUCAGAAAAUUACUGAAGGAAAUUGGCUGCGUAAAGGCAAACCCCAGGGACUACAAGCCCUCUGAGAGGCAGCAUGCCAGCAUGAUAUACAUUCUGUCCAUGGAUGCAGAGUGA